CAGAAAAGCGAAGUCCUCGUCGCUCAAAAGAGAUUUAAGAACUCAAAAGAAAUCAUCUCUCUACGCCGGGCUUCGCCAUUAAAGAUCAAAGAGGUGGAGAGAGGAGCUUCCCGAAGAAACUUCUUCGUUUCUCUCCACGGAUCCGAAGGCUGAAACGCUGAGCUGAAUCACUGUUAACAGAUAAAGAAGAGAUGGAGGAUUAUGAGAGCAGUAGGAACGAGAGGUUGGCGGAGUUGAUGAAGGAGUCAUGUUGUAGCCAGUUCUACAUGGGCCCCAAUCCCUGGAUGGCCCGGUACGUCUACGGCCUAAUUUUUCUGCUUACGAAUCUAUUAGCCUGGGCGGUUCGGGAUUACGGACAAAGCGCAUUGACCGAAAUGGAAAGACUAAAAGGAUGUAAAGGUGGUCGUUACUGUUUGGGUACAGAAGGCGUUCUGCGAGUUAGUCUCGGUUGUUUCAUAUUCUAUUUCACAAUGUUUCUUUCAACGGCUGGUACAAGAAAGCUGAAUGAGCGUAGUGAUUCAUGGCACUCUGGAUGGUGGUCUGCUAAGAUCCUUGUGUGGAUUGCAUUGCUCGUGCUCCCAUUUUUUGUUCCAAAUGCACUUAUUCAGUUCUACGGGGAGAUAGCACAUUUUGGUGCCGGGGUCUUCCUCUUGGUUCAACUCAUUAGUGUGAUCAGUUUCAUAACAUGGCUCAAUGACUGCUGUCAGUCAGACAAAUAUGAAGGUAGAUGUCGUAUCCAGGUAAUAUUACUUUCAGUUGCUGCAUAUAUUGCUUGCAUGGUGGGUGUUGUUUUAAUGUAUAUAUGGUAUGCACCAAUGCCAUCUUGCUUGCUUAACAUCUUCUUCAUCACCUGGACACUAGUACUUCUCCAAUUAAUGGCCUGUGUUUCCCUCCACCCAAAAGUAAACGCUGGUUUCUUAACCCCAGGGUUAAUGGGGCUUUAUGUGGUAUUUAUCUGCUGGUGUGCCAUUAGGAGUGAACCACCAACAGAGACUUGCAACAGAAAGGCAGAAGCUGCAGCCAGGGCAGACUGGCUUACAGUCAUAAGCUUUGUUAUUGCACUACUUGCAAUGGUUAUAGCAACAUUCUCAACUGGGAUAGAUUCUAAAUGCUUCCAGUUCAGGAAGGAUGAAGUGCAGGCUGCAGACGAUGUUCCAUAUGGUUACGGAUUCUUCCAUUUUGUUUUUGCCACAGGAGCCAUGUACUUUGCAAUGCUAUUGAUUGGUUGGAAUGCUCACCACACCAUGAAAAAGUGGACAAUUGACGUAGGAUGGACCAGUACCUGGGUCAGAAUUGUGAAUGAAUGGUUAGCAGCUUGUGUCUACAUAUGGAUGCUGCUUGCCCCACUUGUUUGGAAGAAGAGACAGUCAAUGGAAUCUACUUGAGAAGUUGGAAUUUGGAAAUGCAUCUUAAUUCUUUCCUCUUCAUUGCCUUUCAUUCGGUGUUUACUGCAAUCAAUUCAAAUUAGAAGCCAUUUUCUCCAGGCACUUCCUGCUCGCUCACAAGUUAAAAGAGAACCCAUGCUGCCAGAGAAACACGCAUAUACAUGUUCUCUGAAUUGGUUUAAUGGUCAAAUGGACAUAGAGAUCUGCAACUUACUUGAGCUAAGCAUCUUUAUAUUUGUAAAUACACUUGGAAGCCCCAAGGUCCUGCACUGUAAAAGAGCUUAGCAGUUUUCUUUCUUUGUCAUUAAUUAAAAGGCACAGCUUAUAAGUGUUCUUACAUUAGCUUA
Nelumbo nucifera (sacred lotus) is the source of this 1732-nucleotide messenger RNA. RefSeq lists its product as uncharacterized. Lineage: Eukaryota; Viridiplantae; Streptophyta; Magnoliopsida; Proteales; Nelumbonaceae. The record is from RefSeq and is a predicted model, not a curated record. Gene Ontology annotation, cellular component: membrane.